This is a messenger RNA of Aspergillus pseudotamarii, 2442 nucleotides long. Its product is annotated as glycosyl hydrolases family 31-domain-containing protein. Gene Ontology annotation, molecular function: alpha-glucosidase activity. NCBI's taxonomy places the organism in Eukaryota, Fungi, Ascomycota, Eurotiomycetes, Eurotiales, Aspergillaceae. The record is from RefSeq and is a predicted model, not a curated record. The transcript has a single exon. Bases 1 to 2442 code for a protein of 813 amino acids. Gene Ontology annotation, biological process: N-glycan processing; carbohydrate metabolic process.
AUGGCGUUCACGACUAAUCCUGUCCCCAACCCGCAGGCCGUAGUUUGCGGCUCGACAUAUCGGUUUACCAUUCUAACCGAUCGCUUGGUUCGGUACGAGUGGGCUUUUGAUGGCUGUUUCGAGGACCGAGCGUCUACAUUCGCCAUUAACCGGUGCUUCCCGACGCCGCAAUUCCGCGUUGUUGACAACGAUGAUAAUCUCGAGAUCAUUACCGACCAUUUCCAUUUAUGUUACGAUAAGAAACGAUUUUCUCCUGCAGGGCUGAACGUCCAUUUCAACUUCAAACACACCAACUGGGGAGCUCCUUGGCAGUAUGGACUGGACGAGAAGUUCCAGUUGGGUGGCUCGCUCAACUUGGGCGGCACAGCUCGGACCCUUGAUCUUUGCGACGGCCGUUGUGAUAUGGGAGAAGGGGUGAUUUCCAAAGCCGGAUACGCCGCCCUCGAUGAUUCAAAAUCCAUGCUCUUUGAUGGAGACUUUGUUGCGGGUCGGAAACCUGGCGAUCGUAUCGAUGGAUACUUGUUUUGCUACGGUCAUGACUACAAAGCUGCGAUCAAAGCUUUCUAUUCGAUAUCCGGCCACCAGCCCAUCCUGCCCCGAUAUGCACUAGGCAACUGGUGGAGCCGAUACUAUGCCUAUCACCAGGAUGAGUAUGUCCAACUGAUGGACGACUUCCGCGCACACAACAUCCCAAUAUCAGUGUCGGUGGUGGAUAUGGACUGGCAUCUGGUUUCAGACCCUUGUGUACCUCAUGCCGGAUGGACUGGCUAUACCUGGAAUAAGCAUCUCUUCCCAAAUCCGGAGAAGUUCCGGAGUGACCUGCAUAAGAGACGCUUGAAGAUUACUCUGAACGAUCACCCUCAUAAUGGCGUUCACUCACAUGAAGAUGUGUACGAGGAGAUGGCUAAAGCACUGGGCUAUAAUAUCCAGGAAAAAAACCCCAUUCUCUUUGACCCCUCUAACCCCAAGUUUAUGAAAGUGUACCUCGAGAUGCAUCAUACUUUAGAGAAAACAGCAUGUGACUUCUGGUGGAUCGAUUGGCAGCAAGGCCCUUACUCCAAAGUUUCUGGCCUCGAUCCCCUAUGGCUUUUGAACCAUUUCCACUACAUUGAUCAUGGUCGAGAUGAAAAUGUCACUCCACUUAUCUUUUCUCGAUACGCUGGGCCUGGAAGCCAACGAUACCCUGUAGGAUUUUCAGGGGACACAGUGGUCACCUGGGAUUCUUUGGCCUUCCAGCCGGAGUUCACCGCAACCGCGUCGAAUAUAGGUUAUGGAUGGUGGAGCCAUGAUAUUGGCGGCCAUAUAUUUGGGAGCCGAGACGAUGAACUUGUUACCCGCUGGGUCCAGCUGGGUGUCUUUUCGCCUAUCUUCCGACUACAUUCAUCUGAUUCAAAGUGGAAUUCGAAAGAGCCGUGGAUGUAUCGCUCAGAGUACGAGAAGGUCAUGUCUAACUUUAUGACGUUACGACAUCGACUGGUACCAUUCUUGUACACAUGUAACGUGAUUGGCUCUAUUGAGGGUGAGCCUUUGGUGCAGCCGAUGUACUGGUGGUACCCGGACGCCGAACCGGCCUACGCGUGUCCCAAUCAAUAUAUCUUUGGAUCGCAACUUUUAGUUGCUCCCAUUGUUGAACCUCGUAAUAAAACAACGAACCUAGGGGCUGUUAAAGCAUGGCUGCCACCCGGUCCCCGGUUUGUUGAUAUAUUUACUGGUCAGCUGUAUGACGCAGAUCGUGAGAUCACCUUUUACCGGGGGUUAGAAGAAUACCCUGUUCUGGCCCGUGAAGGAACCAUUAUUCCAAUGGAUGCCAGCCAGGUUCCUGAAAAUGGUUGCUUGAAUGUGGACGAGUUAGAGUUUCUCGUUGUAAUCGGCAACGAUGCGGAAGCCAUUGUUUUGGAGGAUACUCGAGAUGAUGCGCCUGAUGCGACGGGAGACAAGGGCCAGCGAAAAUUUGUUGCACACUUCAAACAGGCAGAAGGAAAGCUUACCGUGGAGCCAAUGCAACGCGCCUCAAAAUUCCGAUUUCUGUCGUUGAAGUCCGUGCCAAACGACUUGAAAGUUUUCUGCGACGGUAUCGACAGGACGAAAGAGGUUAAGGUGACCGUCGAAGAGGCAUGUCAUGCGCCUGGCCUCGUUAUUGAAUGCUCGUUCUCUGAGAUUGGUCAGUGCAUCGUGAUUGAACUCGGUUCCGAUCCUCAAAUCGGCGUGGUGAAUCCGACGAGCCACCUUGAACGCCUACUACUGGACUAUCAAUGUGCAUUCGAGAUGAAGGACCAGCUGUGGAAAGUUGUGACAGACCACAUGAAACCUUUCAAUGCUGUGACGAGUACAUUGCUAUCGCUUGGUUAUGAUGACCCUAUCGUUGGUCCGGUGUUGGAGCUACUGUUGGCAGACAGCCGGCUAUAUUCACCUUCGGGAAUGCGGACGACAACCAAUAAAUAG